Raphanus sativus (radish) is the source of this 1100-nucleotide messenger RNA. RefSeq names its product V-type proton ATPase subunit B1-like. The record is from RefSeq and is a predicted model, not a curated record. Lineage: Eukaryota; Viridiplantae; Streptophyta; Magnoliopsida; Brassicales; Brassicaceae. The transcript is spliced from 6 exons. Bases 550 to 789 code for a protein of 79 amino acids.
ACUCUCUCCAGGUUGAGACACAUCAGCAUCCAGCGUGGAAACUGAUGCCUUCUUUGUCCGACACGUCAGAUUCAUUUAAACAAAGCGCAGAGUAUAAUUCUUAGCGGGCUCGCCGUGUUGGGCUUCUUCUGUAAUUUUCUGUGUGUGUAAGGCCCUUAUGAAAACCCUGUGGAAUAGAUCAUUCUGCUCUUCGGUUUCAUCGGUUGCGGCGGUGAAGCUGUGACGAUGGCCUUUGGGUUUCGUAACGGAGGCGUCGUGAUUUAUGUGGAGGGUGUCCCAGGUUUGUUGUCCUCCUCCGCUUGAGUUCAUAUGCUUCGCCUGGAUUCUAAGGAUAUUCUGUUCCUAGGUUUGUAUUGGCAGACACUUGAAAGGCUUUCCGACCGUCACUCCGCGGCGGAGUUUCUUGCAGUCAUGGGUUCAGUAAUCACACUUAAAAACUUUGUAUAUUGCAGAUAUGGUUGUUGCUGUCGGGCUGGUCAUGGAUGUUACUCCUCGCCAUCUCAUUGGUUGGGGAGCAGUUUGAUUUAAUUUCGAUAUGUGACAGUAACAAUGGUUGCUGCUGGUAUCAACAUAGUUCCCGUGAUCGGAAUGGAGUAUAGAACUCUCUCAGGUGUUGCAGUUCUCUUGGUCAUCAUUGAACAAGUCAAGUGUCUUCCUUACAAUGAGAUUGUUAAUAUUCCCUUCAGAGAUGAAUCUAUGAGAUAUGGUCAGAACCUGGAGGUUAACGGGGAGAAAGGAACUGGCCAGGUAGAGGAGUUCUCAAAGAUCAAUCUGCUCCUGUCUAUAUAACCAUUGGUGAUGGAGGAAACAUUUAAGGAUUUUCUCCAAAAUGACUGAGCCUCAGCCUAAGUACUCUGCCACAGAGAAGCAAGCUUUGGACACGUUAUAAUCUCAAUAUAGAAGUGGAUAUAUGCGCAGUAUGAAUGGCACAAGAACAAGUUAUGUAGUCGAGGCUGACACCAUGUGGUUUUACAACAGGUUAUGCCAUCCUGAUGAUGAUUCUCCUUAGUAUCAAAAUACCAGGUCAUGUGAUAUAUGUUGUUGUAUGCAUUUUUUGUAAUUGAAUAACGAUGAAUAAAGACAACGUGGAUUAGUUUUUU